AUAGAAACCAUUAAAAACCUUUAAAAGGGUAGUCAUUAAAAAAGAUUUAUUUCUAAUGGAGUUACUCAUCUUGUUACAGACAUAUUCACCGUUGUCAACACACAUAAUGCCAUCACAAGCUCGAUGCGACCGCGUCCCGCCCACCGACGCCGGGAUGCAGUGGGACAGGGGCCAGUGGGACACGCUGAGCAUGAAAGCAUUACAAGAAGAUGAUUUGCCAUUAGAUCCUCGCAGGUGGGGUCGAUCGGAGGUGGGACGGUGGGUCUCCCGGCGUGGUGGGCUCCCGGAAAGGUUCCCCAUGAACGGGAAGGCGCUGUGUCUCAUGACCAAGGAGAUGUUCGCCAGCCGCGUGCCCAACGGUGGACACAUGCUACACCAGGAUUUUAGAAGACGAUUGGCGAAGGCGCUCGCCAUACAGGAACUAUUCGAGAAACUAGUUCCGAAAUAGCGGGCUAAUGUUGUCAUCUAACUAGUUACUAAGAAUUAAACGACAAGAAUAAAACGCAACAUUUGUUUGUUACUUAUGGAUGUAAAGGUAAAUGUCGACUAGUUUCUACAGAAAUUUUAACAAGAAAAUUGUGCACAAAUAUUAAUAGAAUUUUCCUUGGAUAUUUAAAACAUUUUUAAUAAUUUGGAUGAAGAAUAACAUACUUGGACGAACUAGUAUUAUCAAGCAGUUUUAUUUAUAAAACUAGUCCUUUUUGUAUUCAUCAAACUAUCAUUUUUUUUAUUUUUACGGAAACAAUUAUAGUAAAC
Chilo suppressalis (striped riceborer) is the source of this 756-nucleotide messenger RNA. Lineage: Eukaryota; Metazoa; Arthropoda; Insecta; Lepidoptera; Crambidae. The record is from the annotation of a GenBank genome assembly.